UGCGCAAUGUGCCGCAGAUGCAUAUUAGUUGGCGCCAGCGGCAACUGGAGGCAAGUUUGAUUUGGACUCUGCACAGAGGAGGACAAAAGCAGCCACAGCCAUGACUAGACGAAGUGGUCGCCUGCAGAAAAGAUCUGAAAAUGCUCCAGGGCAGAAGGGCAAAGUUAAUAAACAAAGCAACAGGAAAAAGGUUCAGCCCCUGUCAAAGCUGCAGUGUGAGAAGAACCAGCUGGUAAUUGAAAGUGUCACCAAGCCCUGUAUUAUCACCGAGGUUCCUGAGAAGGAAGUCAGGAUCGACUGUGAUGAGCCGGGCUGUCCGGUUCUCAUCGCCAGAGAUUCUUCAGUUCAGCCGUCUCCUCUGCCUCAUCUUGGAUGGGGCUUCUCUGAAGAUGUGUGGAUGAAAAUGGUCAGCAAGGAGCAGAAUUACAGACACAGCAAGAGCUUCAUGCAGAAGCAUCCCAGGAUACAACCCAGAAUGAGAUCAAUCCUUCUGGACUGGUUAAUCGAGGUGAGUGAGGCGUACACUCUUCACCGGCAGACGUUCUACCUGGCACAGGACUACUUCGACCGGUUCAUGUUGACCCAGAACAACAUUGAAAAGGGCGUGCUGCAGCUCAUUGGGAUCACCUGUCUUUUUAUAGCAUCAAAGAUGGAGGAAGCCUGUCCUCCGAAGCUGUCACAGAUGGCGUAUGUGACUGCAGGGACCUGCUAUGAGGACGAGAUUCUUCAAAUGGAGUUAAUCAUUUUGAAGGAGCUGCGUUGGAACCUCUGUCCUGAAACAGCCGUGUCUUGGCUGAAGCUUUACUUCCAGAUGGCUUCGAUGAGCGCCAACUCUGACCUGCUGGAGCCGCAGUUUCCACAGGACGCUUACGUCCAAAUGACACGUCUUUUAGAUCUGUGUAUCCUCAACAUAAACUCACUGGACUUCCAGUAUCGAGUGUUGGCUGCGUCGGUCCUUUGUCAUUUCCUUCAACAGGAAACCGUUGAAAAGAUUUCAGGUAAGAUUUGGGAUUAAUGAAAUUCACAGAAACAUAAUGCUCCAACACUAAAUUGGGGGAAAGUCAGUGUUGUCAUUACAGUAGAUAUAUUGUUGUAUUUGUGCUCAGGUCUGUCGAAAAGACGUCAUCCAGCCGUGUGUGAACUGGAUGGCUCCCUUCGCUGAGUCAGUCAGUCAGUUUGGCCGAGCGACGCUGAGGGAUUUUGUCAGAAUAAAAGACGACAGACACAACAUCCAGACACACACAGACUAUAUGACCAUGCUGGAGGAUGCCAGUCUAAAGGAGGUGAACCGCCAGUUCCCCACUCCUCCCAGCAGCACAGAGAAAACCUGCAACCACUGAACUACAAGAGGACUCUGAAGUGAGCGUGAACAAAGAGGACACAGGGUUAAUGUCUCUCAAACAAAGACUGAGAGGCUCCUGUUGUAGCCAGUAGACACAAGACUGUUCACAGGAAUAGAGCCUUGAUGGGAGUUUGAUACCUGCUGAUGUGACUGAAUGCUUUAUCCAGGAUAAUGUGCCUGUAUUUGAAAGAAUCUUAGCCAAAGCUUUUUGUCUUAAGAUUCUAGCUGUCUUUUAGUAACUAAAUGGGUGCAUUGAUUCAGAAAAAAUGUUUUUAAAA
Molecule: messenger RNA, 1620 nt
Organism: Lates calcarifer (barramundi perch)
Lineage: Eukaryota; Metazoa; Chordata; Actinopteri; Centropomidae
Product: G1/S-specific cyclin-E2
Exons: 11
Coding region: 101-1015 (304 amino acids)
Biological process (GO): regulation of cyclin-dependent protein serine/threonine kinase activity; G1/S transition of mitotic cell cycle
Cellular component (GO): centrosome; cyclin E2-CDK2 complex; cyclin E1-CDK2 complex
Molecular function (GO): cyclin-dependent protein serine/threonine kinase regulator activity
Source: RefSeq, a predicted model, not a curated record